GAAGAAACGUAAUUUUUUUUUAUUUUUUCGGUCUUUUUCGUGCAAUAUUAGAACAAAUCCAAAUCAUUUGCAAGUGCCAACGCCGUUCUACUCGGAAAAGUAUUCCUUCUGACCGUACAACCAGGUAUUUUUGUGAACAAAAUUCACAAAAAACAUGAACGGAGUUACAGAACUAGAGCAUUUAAGGACACAACUUACGGUAGCUAGAAGUGAAAUUAAAAAUUUAAGGCAACAAGUCAAAAAUUUGCAACACAUAUUUUCGAAAGAGCAUCAAUACGCGUUGAAGUUACUAAAUGAGUUUUCCUCUAAGGACUGUGAGCGAAUCGAGACGAUAGGCGAAAUCGAGAAGAAUACGUCUUUUUCCGACACCGAAAACGCGGUUACUUGCGAUAACGAUGACGUACACUUUAAACCGAUAGGAGUUAUAAGAACAGUUUUUAGUGAAAAACGUGCCGUACCCCGCCAAGCUGUUUUAGCAUCCACCGUUGAAAGCCGUAUCGAAUUGUCACCCAAGAUAUUUAACAACCCCGAGCAUUCGUUAGAGGGUUUAGAAAACUUUUCGCACAUUUGGAUCAUCUACUACUUCCAUCGGCACCCGAAUCACACGAAAGCUAAAGUAGCCCCUCCAAGACUCGGUGGUGAACGAGUUGGCGUAUUCAGUACAAGAUCGCCCCAUCGCCCUUGUCCGAUUGGAUUAUCUCUGGUACAGCUGGAUAGAAUUGAAGAUUCGAAGGUGUAUUUUUACGGAACAGAUAUGGUGAAUGGAACUCCCGUUUUGGAUAUUAAACCUUAUAUACCGCAGUAUGAUAUUCCGGUCAGGCAAGUGGAACUAGAGUUUAAUAAUUCUAGAGAGGCCCCUGACGGUGAAGAGACCAGCGUGUUAGGUAGCGUUCCGUCCACUUCACGUUUGGCACCAAUUGCCAAUGUAUCUAUCCCAAGCUGGGUGCUGCAAUCUUCUAAUCUAAAUGUAGAAUUCUGUCCACUAGCGGCCACUCGAAUACAAGCGCUUGGAAUUACACAGGCUUCCAUUGUAGAUGUCCUAAAGGCAGAUCCGCGGUCCGUCUAUCUGCGAACAAAAUAUGGUUCCCAAACAUACACGUUUGGGCUGGGCGAUCUAACAGUUACAUGUAAGUUUGAUGAUAAAAAAGCAACUGUAACGGUGCUUCAAAUACGUAAUGACGUCGACACAGAAACGGCUCUCAGUACCUUGUAGGAUAACGAUACAUCUUACACUAAAGAAAAUAUACGAAAAUUGAAUAC
This is a messenger RNA of Anopheles darlingi, 1260 nucleotides long. Its product is annotated as tRNA (adenine(37)-N6)-methyltransferase. The transcript has 6 exons. NCBI's taxonomy places the organism in Eukaryota, Metazoa, Arthropoda, Insecta, Diptera, Culicidae. The record is from RefSeq and is a predicted model, not a curated record. Bases 155 to 1213 code for a protein of 352 amino acids.